GCUUAAAACUGAGCACUUACACACUUAAUUAAAAUUAAAUAUGUAAACCCAAAACAUCUGAACUCUAUAAAAACAGACCAGACGUAUUUAAAGUGUUUUGUGCAACAUUUUCCUUCACUCUCACAAAAUCACGCCUUAAAAUCCCCGAGCGACCUGAUAUACCCACGGCAUUUCUCGCGAGCUCGGAGCUGCAGGGCUCGAGCUGCUCUGCCCGGUGUGUGUGUGUGUGCUAGUGGUUACGACACCUCAGUGUAAACAGCCAUGGCUGCCCUGCGCAGGCUUACACAUUCACUGUGCUCCAAAACAGCGACGUUUACGCCGCAGGGACAACGAGGCAGCUCGACGGCGACAAAGGUGCUGAAGGUGGUCGCAGCCGGAGUCUGCGUCACCGCCGCGGCCGGAGCUGCUUAUUACGGCUCGAGCUCCGGGCUGAAGAGCCGUGUCGAGGCUCGGCUCCGUCAUCUGGCGCUGCCGUCAGUCUCCGCCAGCGAUAAGGCCAGGAGCUAUGGUCUGGACGAUGGAGAUGUGUACAUGUCAUCCUAUGAAAACAGAUUUCGCCUGUUCAGUACAGUGGAGUGCGAUGGCCAGCUCUACAUGACGCCACUCAACUUCAUCGAGUCCAUCACUUUGAAUGAACCCAAGAGUAGGAGAGCAAGGAAGUCCCUCACCACAAAGGAUUUAGACAAGAUGUUGGCUGAUACCCCGCCUGUUUGGAAAGGAUCAUCUAAUCUGUUUAGAAAUCUUCGUGAACGAGGUGUCAUCAGUUACACAGAGUACCUCUUCCUGCUCUGCAUUUUAACAAAGCCCCAUGCAGGCUUCAGGAUCGCUUUCAACAUGUUUGAUGCAGAUGGGAAUGAAAUGGUGGACAAAAGGGAGUUCUUGGUGCUGGAAGAAAUUUUCCGUAAGAAAAAGGACAGAAAGGAAGUUGCUGAAGACGUGCAAAGAUUUGACCAGCAGAGCCUGCAGCUGUACGGUCAUCACAAAUCCCAGCCGCACACUGUUCUUAAAAAAGGCAGUCAGCAUGUGGAGGCCCGGGGCAUGUGGGAUGUUCUGAGACGUGGCACAAGUCAAGUUCUGUUUUCUGAUCUCACUGAGCAAAUGGUUGAGAAGACAGAGACAACACUUCUGGUGCAUUUCUUUGGGAAAAAAGGCAAAGCCGAGUUGAAAUUUGAAGAUUUUUACAACUGCCAUCCGUCUCGCUUCUCCAGGUUCAUGGACAACCUGCAGACAGAGCUGCUUGAGAUAGAGUUCCUCUCCUACUCCAGAGGCUUGCCCACCAUCAGCGAGGAAGACUUCGCUCAGAUCCUCCUCCGCUACACUAACGUGGACGAUGUCAGCGGGUAUUUGGAAAACGUCCGCCACAGCAUGCCGGACGAAAAGGGAAUCACCUUUGAGGAGUUCAGGUCCUUCUUCCAGUUUCUUAACAACCUGGAGGAUUUCACCAUCGCCAUGCAAAUGUACAACUUCGCCAACCGCUCCAUUGGUCAAGAGGAGUUUACCCGUGCUGUCUACGUUGCCACGGGCAUCAAGCUGACCCGCCACCUGGUCAACACAGUCUUCAAGAUCUUCGACGAAGAUCGUGAUGAUAAACUCAGCCACAAGGAGUUCAUCGGCGUCAUGAAGGACCGGCUGCACCGCGCUGACGGGGGUGUCAGAGGGGAGGAGAAGUUCACCUCUUUUAAGUCCUGCAUGAAGAAGGAGCUCUCAAGCAAAUAGGUGAAAAUCCCAUCAUCUCUGCAUGUCUUACAAACUGGACGAGCCGUGCCUCCUCUUGUGUUUUCUUCCAGGACGGGCGGGUUAACGCAUGUUGUGGCAUCUUAUUGCACUUUGUUACAAGUUUUUAAAUAAACAGGAUGUGUCUCAAACAGGAUGUGGUUAGCCCAGUGGGAAGCUGUCAAACAAACAAGAAUGACCCUUUAUGACUAAACAAGAACAUCCACUGAAUUCCAUUGUUUCAGGAUUCUGAAUUGGACUCAAUAAUUUGUCUAACUGCCUUUGAACUAUUAAUUGAUUUGUGCACUUGUAAAUAUAUUGAUCCCUUUAGGAUUGUUAUUUAAAAGUCCUACGUUGUCUUAUUGUUGCUCUGCUUCGUUCAGGCUGAUUCUACUUUUUGUCCCGCAUGGCUGCAUUGCACACACACUUUGUCCUUCUGUCGGCUCUGCAGCCCCCCUGCACAGAUCAGCUUAGGACAGCACCUCCCCCCUCCCCCUUCUCCUCUCUCCCAAAGCGCUGCAGCUAAAAACCCUCUGGGAUCCCCCAGAGGCAGGAGGCCUGAAGCAAACCCAGUCUGUGGCUCCUUUUACUGUAUAACUACGGGCAGCUAUCAGUGUUAAUCAUUUCUUGGCUAGUAAAGACUAGUUCUGUUUCCAUAUCACUAGCAGCGGAGACAUCGUUAUAAAUAAAUAUGCAGAAUACUGAAGCCAUAUGUUUGUUCCUCAAGGGGGGCACUCAGCUGAAAUAAGUGUUGGUUUUAAAGGAGCAAUAUAUGAAAAUGACCCUCCCUUUCGGCUCUGUAAGGAAGAGUUUACACUUUGUUAUCUUCUCUAUAGAAACCUUCUCUUAAACUCCUGUUCUCUCUUACUGGGUGAUGCUGUUGUUUUCUGGUGUGAUUUUUGCUUUGGGUGGGGUCUUUUACAUGUUACAUGCUGCACCAGAAUACUGAGUUUGUAUUUCAGGCCACUUUCUGUUUAUUUUUGGUUGUUUGGUGUAGUUAGUCUACCUCUUCAAGAGUUUUGAAAACUUCUCUCCAUAUGUGCUUCUUUUAAAUCAGGCCUUGACUGUUACGCUGCCAUUAGAGUGUACAUGCAUCGCUGAAGACAUGGUGCAAUAAAUAUAACAUAAAGUA
This is a messenger RNA of Acanthopagrus latus (yellowfin seabream), 2845 nucleotides long. It is a transcript of the gene micu3b, whose product is annotated as mitochondrial calcium uptake family, member 3b. The transcript is spliced from 15 exons. Lineage: Eukaryota; Metazoa; Chordata; Actinopteri; Spariformes; Sparidae. Gene Ontology annotation, molecular function: calcium ion binding. Bases 262 to 1716 code for a protein of 484 amino acids. Gene Ontology annotation, cellular component: uniplex complex. The record is from RefSeq and is a predicted model, not a curated record. Gene Ontology annotation, biological process: calcium import into the mitochondrion; mitochondrial calcium ion homeostasis.